Striga asiatica is the source of this 1037-nucleotide messenger RNA. The record is from the annotation of a GenBank genome assembly. NCBI's taxonomy places the organism in Eukaryota, Viridiplantae, Streptophyta, Magnoliopsida, Lamiales, Orobanchaceae.
AUGAACUUCUUCAAGAUGAAGUGGCUUUUGUUCUCAGUGUUUAUUAUAUCUUUCUUGUUUUCGGUUUUAUAUGCUGUUCAUGAGGUCUCGGUGUCUUGUAUGAUGGCAUAUGAAGAAGGUGGGGCUCUUGCUGUUUUCAGCUCGCCCGAGUGUUCUCAGUGGGUUUUUUCUCCUAAAUCUUUCGAAAAUUCCACACAAAAUUGCGAUUAUGCAACUCAUCAAGGGCGUAGAGAAUACCAAGAAGACCGUGUUACGUGCAAUCUUGACAUGAAACUACCUUUCUCAGUAAUUGAGUACUAUAUUAUAAGCAGCAAAUGCAGAAACGAAGCGCUCGACAAACGCUACAUUUCAGGGUCAACUGCCACAAUUGUUCUUUUGGUCAACGGAGAAUUUCUAGUUGCUAAUAUUGGCGACUCGAAAGCCCUUUUGUGCUCUCGGAAAAAUCUCUCGACUCAUGAUACUGAAGGUUCUUCAUUAGUGGAAAGUUAUGUUGAAGAACUAACAAGAGAUCAUCAUCCAGACAGGGAAGAUGAGAAGGCCCGGAUUGAAGCAGCUGGCGGCUUUGUCACUAAAUCGAGCAUUCCACGUGUCAACGGCGUAUUGGCCGUCUCCAGAGCCAUCGGUGAUGUGUAUCUAAAACGAUAUGGCGUCACAGCUGAACCCGAGCUCACUGGAUGGAGACAUUUUACCAAUGAGAACAGCUUCUUGAUAGUCACAUCAGACGGCGUAUUUGAGACUUUGGCUCCCGAGAAUGUGUGUGAGAUUGUACACACGAUUUUCGAGUCCUCAUCUGAAUAUAUCACAAAAUCCUCACUUGCCGAGCGCAUAAUUCGCAGUGCGUUUAGGUCGGGCAGCACGGAUAACCUAUCGGCUAUAGUGAUUUCUGUUAUGUUAGAUAAUUGCAAAGAGAAAAUAUGAGAUUUUAUAGUCCUUGACCAAUAUUCCACUUGUAUUUCAAAGUUUCUGGUUGUAGCAUCUCAAUAUAAAGAUUUUUUUAUAUUGUGACAACCAUAUAAAGGUCUUUUAGUCGUAUACCC